Molecule: messenger RNA, 3156 nt
Organism: Equus caballus (horse)
Lineage: Eukaryota; Metazoa; Chordata; Mammalia; Perissodactyla; Equidae
Gene: SYCP2L
Product: synaptonemal complex protein 2 like
Biological process (GO): mitotic G1 phase; meiotic nuclear division
Cellular component (GO): lateral element; condensed chromosome, centromeric region
Source: RefSeq, a predicted model, not a curated record
AUGCAGGCGGAAAAGGAAGGUCCUUUGCAGUCUGCUAAGGAAGACGAUGGGAGUGGAAUGGCCGUGGAUGCUUUCUACCUUCAAUCGCUUAUUACUGAUGCUUUCCAUGAUAAAGGAUUUCAAAAAAUAGAAGAGUAUUUUCAACAGAGAGAGCACCACAUUCCUCAAAAAUAUAAUCAUCUUCUGUUAUACCGUCUUGACAGAUCAAUAAGCAAGGAACUGGAUAAAAAUGAGUUUCGGAAUGUUUCACUGUUGCUGAAAUGUAUUCAGCGCUUCCUCAUAGAUGGCCUCAGAGAAGAUGAGCCUCUGCUAGUCCAACAGAGACUGAUCCCAAAGAUGGUUUCCUGGUUUGAAAGAACAACAGGAUUUCUGACCAUGGCAGAUCUAGCCUCCGACACAUCCCUGGUUAAUGUUACAGAAGACUUCUUUGACACGGCGUUGAUUAUUUCCACGAGGAGUAGUAAAGGGAAAAUUCAGAUGCUGGAUUCCUUCAUAUUUCCCUUAGGAUCUCUGGUGACAGAAAAGACUGUAAAUCAUUUGAUUCAACGGGAGGCUUUGAAGACUUUGAACUUCAUUUUGCAGGCUGUGCCUCGGGAAGAGAGAAAACAACUCUCCUUGUCAGAAGGCCCGUGUCUUCUUAUGAAGGAUCUUGCAAGGACAAUCUUGACUGUGGGUGAUUAUGACCAGCAGGUUGCUCUCUCUGAAGCGUUGUGUAGACUGACAACGAAGAAGUCAAGGGUUGACCUUGUCCAUCAGUGGUUUGAAGAUGAUGUCAUUGCUGAAGCUUUCAAAGAAAUUAAGGAUCGAGAAUUUGAGACGGACAGUAGACAAUUUCUCAAUCAUCUAAACAACAGACUUGGUGACCAAAGAAGGGUCUAUUCGUUUCCAUGUAUGGCUGCUUUUGCUGAUGGGAAUGAGAUGAAAAAACCAGCAGAUGAAAAAUUAGAGAAAUUUUGGAUUGAUUUCAACCUAGGAAGUCAGAGUGUAACUUUUUAUAUAGACAAUACUGAGAGCGCUCUGUGGGACUCAAUUAUACUUUCGAAGGAAGCAGUGAUUAAUUUCAGCAUAAUAGAAACCGAGAGGAUGAAGAUGCUCGUCAUUAACCUGAAGCCUAUUAAUAUCAGAAACAAAGAAGUAAUGAAAAUAGAAAUCCAUUUUGAUUUGCAAUUCGACAUAUCAGAAGCUUCCAUUAAAGCAUUAGGAGAAGACAAACAGAUGUUGCCUGACCAGACAAAAUUCUCAGAACAUUUUGGUGAAUUUGCGAAAGACGACAUUGAAUUUCCCAGCAGCGACAAAAGAGAGACAGACCAAGCAGAAGAAUCUACCAAGCUGGCAGAGUUAACAAGUGCUGGAGAUGACCGCUGCCUAAUAACUCUGCCCUUUAACCAGUCUGAGCCUGCUCAAACAAGUACACCUAGUCAUUCACAUGAAAAAUCGAAACUGGAUGAUACAGAAAAAGUUGCUUCAGAACUUGAGAAUUCUUCAGAUUUACAAGAAGCUUCAGUAAAAAUUCAGGCUUCUAAAUUAAAUGACAAAUCUAGGGAAGAGUCUGCUUUUGAGGAUGACGGAAAGCAGGAAACAAGGAUGUCGAAGCUUGAUUACAGGAAACACCUCUUCUCAGAGAGUAAUCCAGAUUCAAGCACCAGUACCAGUGAGCUGCCUUGGACAAAUGACCAGAAAAGAAAAUCCCUAAAACCAUAUUCUGGUAGAAAAAAGACAAGAAUCAGAAGUAGGGUAAAAAUCUUGCCACUCUUCCCUCCCAGUAGUGGCAGUGACCGUGAGAAAGACGAAGUGACUAAACUUCUAUCACCUUUAUAGAAAAAUACCUCCAGGCAAAAUAAUGCCACACCUCCAAAAGUUUCUGGAAAAAAAUUUCAGGGUAGUUCUGUCUUUUUAACUCCUGAAGAUUCUGCCCAGAAAACAGAACUUCAAAGUCCCCACCCACUGAGCAAUCUCUCUUCCUUGGAGCACUCAGGAGUUGAAGAAAAUGUAUCUAAGACUGUGAACCAAGAGUCAUUGAUGAAAAGUACUAGCUUCAAACAUAAACUGCAAAACUUGGAAGACAGAGACAUAUCAGAUGAUAGUUUUGCUAAGUGGAAACAGUCAAAAUUGGAAGAAGAUGAUGUUCCAGGCUCCCUUUCCUCAGUGACAGAAGAAGCAGACUUGGCAGAAGGCAUUUCUACUCCAUCCCUAGAAGUUGUGCUAGAGAACUUGAAUGAUUCUUCCAUUAUCACAACCUUUGAAAACUUCACUAGAGAACUGAAAAGACAGUACGAGUUAAGGUACAGAAGGAGUCUACUUCAUUCAAAAAAUGUAAAGCAAGCACCGGAUUGCCUAAUGAAACUUUUAAACCAGAUACAUCAGUGCAGACUGAAUAAACUAGAGCAGUUUCGCACUUUUGUUCUUCAAGAGCUGAGCAACCUUGAGGAGGCUAUUCAGGAUCUGAAACACCUUGAGAAGGACGUUCUGGAAUUUUGUAGGAAACAGUCUGACGAUCUGAAAUCAUUCUGUGAUCUGCAAGUGUUGAGGCUUAAUCCCAUUCAGCCUUCAUGAGGAAAACCAAAGCCCAGUUUUAUUAUCGCAUUCCUGGGUCUGAGCUGCCUGAGGAUGAAGAUGGCUCGGCCACACAAGCGGUGCACCGGUGCUCUGUGCUCAUGCAUUUUGCUCACUCAGGAUGGAGUCCCUGAGAGCUGCAGAGUUGGAACAGAAGAUGUUGUUAGUUUGCAGUUGUGUUCUUAUCCAUUUGUUCACAAAAGUUAACCCUUUGCAUUAAAAUUUGGUCAGAAAAUGGGAAGUUAAGGGACUUUAGCAACUUGGAGUAGUGUUGCUUUUUUCUUUUUAAUGGUUUUAAAAGUAAAAUUGAUUUUUAUUUGACAAGUGUCUUUAAGUUAUGUGAAAAAAAAACCACCUUGGCAUCUGUAUACAUACUACUUAGUGUAUCUUUUGGAGGGAGAAUUUAAUUUGAAUGUGAUGAAAAUAGCUCAGAUGAAAAUGGUGUUGUAUUUUGAGAUAGUUAUUAUUUCAUUUGAUCUGCAAACAUUUCUAGUUUCUCUGGCACCUUAACAAAUCCUCCAGCUUUAGCAGAGGAGAACUAUUCAUCAUGUGAUAAUUACUAAAUGCUCUAAUAAAGUCUGAGCACAGCAAGUUGUGAAUACA